Molecule: messenger RNA, 783 nt
Organism: Aspergillus fischeri NRRL 181
Lineage: Eukaryota; Fungi; Ascomycota; Eurotiomycetes; Eurotiales; Aspergillaceae
Product: SGNH/GDSL hydrolase family protein
Exons: 5
Coding region: 1-783 (260 amino acids)
Source: RefSeq, a predicted model, not a curated record
AUGUCUAACGGGGUUGCCCAAUCGGCCGAGGAGGCCUUGUGUAAGCCGUACGACCAGUUCGUCCUAUUUGGAGACUCGAUUACGCAAAUGUCUUCGGAUCAAAGUAUGGGGUUCGGUUUUCAGCCUGCUCUUCAGGAUGCCUACAGCCGCCGCUUGGACGUGAUCAAUCGCGGGUUCGGUGGUUAUACCACCGCGCAUGCGGUCAAGGUCUUUCCCAAGUUCUUCCCCAAACCAGAGACGGCUACUGUUCGGUUUAUGACAAUAUUUUUCGGAGCAAAUGAUGCGGCCGUCCCUGGACACUACCAGCACGUCCCAGUGGAGACUUACAAAGAAAAUCUGAAGAAGAUCAUCCAGCACCCGGCGACAAUUGCUCAGAACCCAAGGAUACUGAUCCUGACCCCGCCACCGGUGAACGAAUACCAACUGGAAGAAUUUGACAUCGCAAAGGACACGCCACAUCCCAGCAGGACAGUCAAGCAGACCAAGCUGUAUUCGGAGGCCGCCCGCGAGGUCGCCGCCUCGUUAGGGGUUGCAGUGGUAGAUCUCUGGACUGCGUUCAUGACUGCGGCUGGUUGGAAAGAGGGAGAACCUCUGAUCGGGUCCAGAGACGCCCCUAACAAUGAGAAGCUGCAGAGUUUCUUCACGGAUGGAUUGCAUUUUACCGGCGACGGCUAUCGGCUCAUGUAUGAAGAAGUGAUGAAGACUAUCACAGCCAAGUGGCCUGAUCAAGCCCCCGAGGCGCUCGAGAUGGUCUUUCCUGGGUGGAUGGAGGCUCCCAAAUGA